Messenger RNA from Zasmidium cellare ATCC 36951, 1038 nucleotides. RefSeq lists its product as uncharacterized. NCBI's taxonomy places the organism in Eukaryota, Fungi, Ascomycota, Dothideomycetes, Mycosphaerellales, Mycosphaerellaceae. The record is from RefSeq and is a predicted model, not a curated record. The transcript has a single exon. Bases 1 to 1038 code for a protein of 345 amino acids. Gene Ontology annotation, biological process: protein insertion into mitochondrial inner membrane from matrix. Gene Ontology annotation, cellular component: mitochondrial inner membrane; mitochondrion.
AUGUCGCCCCCGACGCGCCUCUGCAUCUCCCUAUUGCACGCCCCAUCACGAUCAUCCCCUCAAACCCUCCAACGAUGCGCUCCCAUCUCCAUCACCGCCCGCGGUGACAACAACCAACAGGGUUAUAAACGACACCAAACCCGCCCCUUCACCCUCACCCCCCGCCGCCAUGCCGGUUCCAUGGCCGCCGCCCGCCAAGUCUCCAUGCGCCAACCCUCCCAACCCUCCAUCGCAGUGCAGAUGAAAGCCCAACAAAAAGCUGCCAUGCGCGACGGCUCCUUGCUGGAGCAGUACGGCCUGCUUCCAGGAACCGUGGUCCCGCCUACAGGCUCUAAACUGCCCUCUUGGCUCAAAGACCCGCGGGACCGAUUCGCGCUGGAAUGGCACAAGAUCAAACGCGGCGUGGUGCAGAUGAUGACGGCGUUGUAUUUUAGCAAGUGGGCGGUGCGGCCGAGGUUUUCGCUAGAGAGGGGCAAAGUCGCGGGCGUCGCGAAGGAGCUAUAUGAGGAUAUGUAUCGGCAUUUCGCGACGGGCGAUCUGGCGCCGAUUGAGCAUAGACUGUCGCCGGGUUUUAUGGGGAGUUUGAGGGCGAGGAUUUCGCAACGUGCACCGAAUACUUCACUUCUCUGGAGUCUGGAGAAGUAUCUUGGGCAGCCGCAGUUGAUCUGGUACUCUGUUGCGAUGAUGGAUCCGAAGAGGCCGAGGGAAGAUCAGACUGGGAUUCUGCAAGCUGUGGUGAAGAUUCGGUCGAGGCAGCGGUUGCAGAAGUUGCGGAGGAUCAUGGGCAAGGACCGGCAGGUGAGGGAGGUGUUGGCUGAUGCGGAGGGUAAGGAAAUACACGAGGAUGAGCUGGAGAGAGAGAGGAGGCGGAGUACCAAGGACACGACCGAAUACGUGGUGCUGCAGCGGAUCGUGAAGAAGAGCCGGCCGGGUCCAUGGCUGAUAUGGGGCACGACUGAGGAGAUGACGCUUGCAAAGAUGAAGAGGGUAGAGGAGCAGGUGUACAAAUCGCAAGUGGCAGCUCGGAAGGGACAGUGA